AUGGCUGAAGGUGGAGACAGUGGAUUUUCCGGUUCGGCGCCACUUUCAACGCAGCAGUUGAUGAAGCAGAUGGCUGAUCAGAAUGCACGGUUAUUACUUCUCCUGGAGCACUUGGCCAAUCCACAAGCAGUUUCGGCGACAGCUCAGCAAAGCGCAGAACAGAUCGUUGAAUCAUUAUCAUCAGCGAUCAAGGAGUUCCACUACGAUCCUACAGUAGGAAUGACUUUCGACCGUUGGUUCAGCAAAUUCGAAAAUCUUUUCAGAGCAGACGGCAGAGGACUGGACGACCAAGCGAAGAUUCGUUUAUUACUGCGAAGUCUAAGCGUUACAGUUCACGAAAAAUUUAUCAACUACCUUCUGCCGCAGCACCCGCGUGAUUUUACGUUCGACCAGGUCGUGGCGAAACUAAAGGUGAUUUUCGGUCAACAGAACUAG
Armigeres subalbatus is the source of this 435-nucleotide messenger RNA. RefSeq lists its product as uncharacterized. Bases 1 to 435 code for a protein of 144 amino acids. NCBI's taxonomy places the organism in Eukaryota, Metazoa, Arthropoda, Insecta, Diptera, Culicidae. The record is from RefSeq and is a predicted model, not a curated record. The transcript has a single exon.